AGAGUGAUCGCAGUGACAGUCAAGUUAGAGACUGUAACUAUGUCUAGUCUUCCAACCAUUGGCCACUCACUUCGUUUCUGCCAACGAGUAGAAGCCUGUUACAAUUGAAAUCAAGGUUUCAGGAAUCAGAAUUCGGACUCGAUAUCUGUACUUGGGAAGCCAUGACAGGACUGCAUCGUUCUUCAAGCGCUUCGGUGAAAAACGGCCUCCCUUCUCAGGAGCUCCUCGAUGAUCUUUCCAGUCGAUUUAUCUUAAAUGUUCCAAAAGAAGACCUAGAGUCAUUUGAAAGGAUUUUAUUUCUCGUCGAGCAUGCUCAUUGGUUCUAUGAGGACAAUUCGGUGGAGCAAAACCCAUCCUUGAAGUCUCUUACCCUGAAAGAAUUCGCUUCUUUGAUGUUUAAUAGUUGCGCUGUUUUGAGACCUUAUAUUGUGCAUAUAGAUGAUAUAUACAAAGACUUCACUUCUUACAAGGUUCGAGUUCCAGUGACUGGAGCAAUCAUUUUGGAUGAAUCUUAUGAACGGUGUUUGCUGGUGAAGGGAUGGAAAGCUGGAGCAAGCUGGAGCUUUCCCCGCGGGAAGAAGAACAAAGAUGAGGAAGAUCACACUUGCGCCAUUCGAGAGGUCUUGGAGGAAACAGGUUUUGAUGUUUCAAAACUUUUGAAAAUAGAUGACUAUCUAGAAGUUACAUUUGGGCAGCAGAGGGUGCGGCUCUACAUAAUUUCUGGUGUGAAGGAUGAUACCGUCUUUGCUCCAAUGACCAAGAAGGAGAUCAGUGAAAUCUCAUGGCACCGGAUUGAUGAACUUCAGCCAGUAGGCAACGAUGUAAUUUCUCGGGGACCAAAUGGUUUGAAGCUUUACAUGGUUUCUCCAUUCUGGGCCAAUCUGAAAGCAUGGAUUGCAAAAAACCAGCCCUCCACAGCUCAGAAAUCUGAUAAUCCUUUCAAAGGAAUGUGCGUGUGGAAGGCAAAGAACAGUUCGACUGGGGGAAUAGCAGGGGGACCAACAAAGGAGAGUCAGUCCACAAGAUCUGGAUCUGAAAACCAUAUAUCUGAUAUGGGUCCUGGCAAAAGCUUCAGAAGCUUCAGGUUCAAUCAUUCUUCAAUCUUACAAGCAAUGGAAGCCGCAUUUGCUGCUUAACUAUAACUUAAACUCUCUGAUUCAGCGUUACCCCAUUUAGGUCCUGUAUAAACUGUAGCGGGUCCUGGGUUCUUGUCGCCUGGUUAGUUUCAGCCGUGCUGCUAGUACAUACUAACACCACGGUGGGCUUAGAGGCUCCACUGGGAAACAGCACGAGCUGUGUAUUGUGACCGUCUCAAAAUUGGAAAGUACGUAGAUUUGUACAGGGAAUUAACAAGUAGAUUCAAGUGGGUCAUGAGUAGAGAGCAUUGGAUGUAAACACUAUAACUUCCAAAUUCUCGACUGGUUUAUGUUAAUUAUCUGGAUUCUGGAAAAUCAAAAUAUGGAUCUUUCUUAUAAUAA
This is a messenger RNA of Macadamia integrifolia, 1478 nucleotides long. Its product is annotated as mRNA-decapping enzyme subunit 2-like. The record is from RefSeq and is a predicted model, not a curated record. NCBI's taxonomy places the organism in Eukaryota, Viridiplantae, Streptophyta, Magnoliopsida, Proteales, Proteaceae. Bases 162 to 1136 code for a protein of 324 amino acids. Gene Ontology annotation, cellular component: cytoplasm. Gene Ontology annotation, biological process: deadenylation-dependent decapping of nuclear-transcribed mRNA; nuclear-transcribed mRNA catabolic process, nonsense-mediated decay. The transcript is spliced from 8 exons. Gene Ontology annotation, molecular function: 5'-(N(7)-methylguanosine 5'-triphospho)-[mRNA] hydrolase activity; manganese ion binding; RNA binding.